Molecule: messenger RNA, 2061 nt
Organism: Zygosaccharomyces rouxii
Lineage: Eukaryota; Fungi; Ascomycota; Saccharomycetes; Saccharomycetales; Saccharomycetaceae
Gene: BUD14
Product: protein phosphatase regulator BUD14
Exons: 1
Coding region: 1-2061 (686 amino acids)
Biological process (GO): establishment or maintenance of actin cytoskeleton polarity
Cellular component (GO): cell tip; microtubule cytoskeleton
Molecular function (GO): protein binding
Source: RefSeq, a predicted model, not a curated record
AUGAAUCAAGGUCCCUCAGUAAACGCGUUUCAGGGAUCAGUGUCUCCAUCGCUGUUGCCAGCAGAGUUUGGUGGUAAACUUUCCUUAGAAGAGCCGGAUACUGAUCUUUUGAACGAUCCAAAUUUAACAGAAAAUUAUUCAGAUUUACUUAAGGUGAAGCCUCAUAGACGAAUGGAACCUGAGGAUGAAAGUAAUAGUGGUAGUGUGGUGGUCACUGGUGGAUCGCCCGCUAAGAAAAUGAAUGACAGUCAUAGAAAUAAUCAGUACAGCCAUAAUACUAAUGAUGAUAACAGUAAUGAUAAUAACAGUAACAGUAAUAGUAAUAGUAAUAGUAAUAAUUAUGAUAACAACAGUAAUGCCGGGUCGGAAGAUCCAAAUAAUAGGGAUCAGGAAUACGAUUAUUCAGACUCUGAUUUUGAAGAAAAUUUGGAGAAAAGGCUACAAGAUAUGGAAACUGAAAUACCAGGAGAAAGAAGAGCAACUAAAAAUGAAAGUUCUGGUGGCUUGGGAUCGAUGUACGAUGGAUUGCUGAUGGCAUUGUCGGAGGAUGAAGAUGAUUUACAUUUAGAAGAUGAUGAAGAAGACGAGGAAAAUAUGGAAUUAGAGGAUGAACUUUUUGAAGAAGAUGAAUUGCAACCGUUGCCACCGCCGCAAGAAUUAGAUCCUGAUAAAUUGUAUGCACUGUAUGCUUUCAGUGGACCUGAUCCGUCACAUUGUCAGUUGAAACAGGAUGAAGCUUGUACGUUGCUUAACGACCAAGAUGCUUAUUGGUGGCUUGUAAGGAGAUACACUGAUAGCAAGAUUGGUUUUGCACCUGCAGAAAUUUUGGAAACUUAUCCAGAACGUUUGGCGAGAUUAAAUUGUUGGAAAAAUGAAAAUAUGUCGCCGAGGAAGAAUAGUGAUACUGAGGAACAGGCUUCACAAGAACAAUAUACGACAACCGAUGAGCAUUCAACAGACGACGAUGAUGAUGAUGAUGAUACUACUGCACAUGAAAACAACAAGCUUUCCGAUGAUGAUAAUGAUGGCGACAGCAACCCAAGGUUAGCUCUAAAGGGAUACGGUAAAAGUAAUAAAUCAGUGAGUUUCAAUGAUGUGGUCAGUUAUGCAGAUCGAUAUAUCCAAGAUUCAGAUGAUGAAAGCGAUUACGAGAAUGAUGAGCCCACACAGUACGAUGAAUUUUCAGAAUCAAAGCUUAGGAUGGGUAGAAUUGGGGAAGACAAUGAUGGAAAUGUUGAUCUUGAUGAUGACAUGAGUGAAGCUAAUAGUGAUGCGUCUUUUAACACGGCAUCUAUGGUUCCAUUGAACAUUGAAAAAAGGCGGCAGCCUUCACCGCCACAACCAGCAUUAACACCGCCGCCACGACAUACCGAAGUUCAAACGGGGAAAACAGGAUCAAAUGAAGAUAUUGCUAAGGAAAUUAAUGAAAAUAGAAAUUCUUUCAUAGAGACCCAAGGUACAAGAGAUGAACCCCAAGAAGAAUCACAAGAUGGUUUACACAAAAUUUUUGAAGCUCCUAUAUUGCCAUUUGGACGUAAAAACUCUCAUUUAGAAACUUCUAAUUCUGAUUCUAUUUCAAUCGGUGAAUUUUCACCGUCUUCGUCCGAAUGGACUAACGAUUCCCCACAACACCAACAACUAGCAGACCACCAUAGUCCUCGUACCUUACCACCAUCUAGGGCUAUACAAGAUUUGACUAGAAUUGUCGAUACGGAAGAUGAUAGUUCCACGACAAUACACGGAGAUUCAGAUCCAAAAACAAAGAGCAUAGAAGAAAACCCAAGGCAGCAACAGCAAAAUCGCCGUCAGCAGCAAAAUCGCAAUAAGGAAACCCCAGCUUCUUCCUCUUCUUCAUCGGAAGAAAUCUUUAUGGAGGCAGAAAGAGCGGGAUCUUCUACAAGUGUUAAUAGCGCGUCUUCGGUAUCGAGACAACUCUUCCACUCUUCAAGUGUCAUCAGUACAACUACAGGAAAACACCAUCCGAUCAUCGAUCAACUCUAUGAUCCUAUUUUCCACAGGAUGGAUGAUCUCCUGAAGCAGAUUGAUGAUGCCAGCAAGUGA